Suillus fuscotomentosus is the source of this 1719-nucleotide messenger RNA. RefSeq lists its product as uncharacterized. NCBI's taxonomy places the organism in Eukaryota, Fungi, Basidiomycota, Agaricomycetes, Boletales, Suillaceae. The record is from RefSeq and is a predicted model, not a curated record. The coding region runs from base 1 to 1719 and encodes 572 amino acids. Gene Ontology annotation, biological process: regulation of transcription by RNA polymerase II; chromatin remodeling. The transcript has 11 exons. Gene Ontology annotation, molecular function: chromatin binding; transcription coactivator activity; protein binding. Gene Ontology annotation, cellular component: nucleus; SAGA-type complex.
AUGACUGUCUCCCAUAGAAAGCGACAACACCAACCGGAUGAAAUCCAAACUGUAAACGAGCCAGGCUUGCAGAUUCAAUGUGAUUGCUGUCAAUGCGACUUGACCCAUUCUGCUCGUAUCAAGUGCGCCGAUCCUGUCUGUGAACCGGGAGAUGGCGUGGAUAUCUGCCCCACCUGCUUUUGCGCUGGCAAAGAGUUCGCCAAACACAAAGCAGGUCACGCAUACCGAGUCAUUGAACUUCACUCUUAUCCAAUUUUCUCUGCUGACUGGGGAGCAGAUGAGGAGCUCUUACUUAUCGAGGGAAUAUCUCAGGAAGGCCUCGGAAAUUGGCAGAUGAUCGCAGAACACAUUGGCACUCGCACAAAGGAAGAUGUAGAAGAACACUACAAUAGCAUAUAUGUCGAUUCCGCCGAUUGGCCACUUCCUCGGAUGGAUGUCGAAUUCAACAUUGAUCCAGAUGAAUUCCAGGCUCGCAAGCGCAGGCGAAUGUCAACCAUGACUACUUCUUUACCUCCUCCACCCAAGGUAGCCCCAACCUCCGCUCCCGGGGUACACGAAAUUGCCACUUUCCUCCCUGGUAGACUCGAGUUUGAACACGAACUCGAUAAUGAAGCGGAGGAUCUUGUGAAGGAUUUAGAAUUCGGAGUCUGCCAUACAUGGGGCGGUGAUCAGAUUAUAGAAGAUGAGAAUGACGCGGAUGUCCGCGCCAGGGCACGGAUGCAGGAAGAACGCAAAACUGUUGCCGGUUCCAGGAACAGCAGUCAGCCACCUAUCAAUGGUGUCAAUGGCAUCAUGAAUGGCAACGGACAUAUUCCAAUGAACGGCGAUUCGCGUGUCAAGUCAGAGGAACCGUCUAGUGAACAGCAGGCCUCAACGGAGGAUGACCCAAAUGCGGAAGAAGCGACACUGCCUCCUCCAUAUGAGACGGACGAAUCACUCGCCUUUAAGCUGACACUGAUGGAGAUGUACAAUCAGCGUCUCGACAAACGACGAGAGGCCAAAGCUAUCAUGUAUGAACGAGGUCUUUUGGAAUACAAGAAGAUGCAAGCUGCGGAAAAGAAGCGUCCGAAGGAAGAAAAGGACAUUGUUCAACGGCUCCGACCGUUUGCUCGACUUCAGACUGCUGAGGAUUUCGAAGUUUUCACAGCUGAUAUUCUCUACGAAGCUAUGCUGAGAAAGAAAAUACAAGAUCUGCAACAUUAUCGGCGAAUGGGACUUACCACUCCGGCUGAUAUCGAUAAGGUAAGAAAUGCUCAAGCGAAAGCAAAUUUAUCUCGCGACUACUAUUCUUCAGAACGUCUGGCACAGCUCCGUGCAUCAGGCAGUGCAAGAGAUUCAGAAGGUCGCAAAAGUCACGAGAGAGAAUCAACUCCCAAACUUGGGACUCCUGCUGGAACGGGUCCUCCAAUCCGCAGACCACCCGCUCCUCUCAAUCUUGCCAAUAGCCCAUCCUUGCAUUUACUUACCCCAGCCGAGCAGACGCUCUGCUCGCAACUCCGAAUUCUACCCAAACCAUAUCUCGUCAUCAAGGAGACCCUCGUCCGGGAGUAUGCUCGUCGUGGGGGCAAGCUUCGCCGCAGGGAAGCGCGAGACCUCGUCAAGAUCGAUGUGAAUAAGACGAGUCGAGUUUGGGACUUCUUGGUGCAGGCCGGUUUCCUCAAAAUCACGCCGGACCCGCCUCCUGCUCCAGCCGCUGUUCAGGAUACCUCGUACGUGUAA